AUGUUUCCCUCCGCCGUCCUCUUCUCGACUCUUGUGGUCUCGGCUUUGGCCCAGAACUCCACCUCCUACAAUUUGCCUGGAGGCUUCAACCUCGGCCUUGUCAAGCCAGAUGAGCUGAACUCAUGGUGCCAGGGACAGCGCAACCAGUGCCCGGCAAUUUGCAAGGGUGACACCAAGCAAAACACCUGUGAUCCGUCCACUCUGCAGUUUAGCUGCAUCUGCGCUGAUGGCAAGACUGCCGAUGUCACACCUUACAUCCAGACUGUUCCUUUCUAUGUCUGCGAGGCCAACUAUGGCCAGUGCGUUGAUGCCCACCCCAAUGAUGCCAUGGGCCAAGAGGCUUGCAAGAAGGCUGCGAAGUGUGGAAACAAGAAUGCCACCGCCAUUAUGAGCACUUCGUCGUCGAUGACUGCAACCAGCACUCUGACCAUGGCCACAGCCACCGGCACUGACUCGGACUCCUCCAACAAGGACGUCACCUCGUCGGCGGCUGCCGCUAGCACCACAACCACCAAUGCGGCUGUUCCCCUGGGUGGUUUCCUCGAGACCUACUCCACCGGUAUGAUGGCUGGUCUCAUGGUCCUGGCUAUGCGCCUGGUUCUGUGA
Messenger RNA from Penicillium longicatenatum, 606 nucleotides. RefSeq lists its product as uncharacterized. Bases 1 to 606 code for a protein of 201 amino acids. The record is from RefSeq and is a predicted model, not a curated record. The transcript is spliced from 3 exons. NCBI's taxonomy places the organism in Eukaryota, Fungi, Ascomycota, Eurotiomycetes, Eurotiales, Aspergillaceae.